Molecule: messenger RNA, 1587 nt
Organism: Trachemys scripta elegans
Lineage: Eukaryota; Metazoa; Chordata; Testudines; Emydidae
Exons: 2
Coding region: 92-1504 (470 amino acids)
Source: RefSeq, a predicted model, not a curated record
UCAGGAACUACCCGUAUGCGUCCCAUAAUGCACCACGCAUAUUACCGUACCGAGACAUACAUACUGUCUUGGCACGCACGCCUCUCCGGUGAUGAACAGGAGGUGGUGCUCCGCUCGUGAACACAGAACCCCCAUUCCACCCCAGUACUAUCCCCAUCCAACCACUGUUUGUUCGUCCCGGACCUCCGCCUCGGCACGCAGCCGUCCCUCAUUGAGCCGCUCGGUGCCGCAGGACCAGCUGGUCCUUCCAGGCCCCCUUGCGUCCCAGGACCAGGCCGUUCCCUGGCAGGGACAGUGGUGCCAGUGGGCACCGUGGCCCCAGGCACCGGUACCGCCGGGACUCCGCUCCGUGGUGGGAGCAUCCCAGGCCCAGCCGACGUCGCCGCCUUGGCACCGUGAUGAGGCAGUGGGCACCGACCCUCCAGCACCGACUCGGGCCCCAGGUCAGGACGUCGAGCUACCGGCACAGCUGGGUGCAGACGACACCGCAGCACUGACCUCCUCGGCACCGGAUGACUCCGUGGCUCCACUUCCUCCGGUCUCUCAGGAGGAUUUCAAGGCCCACCAGGAGCUACUCAGGAGGGUGGCAUUGAACCUCCAGCUCCAGGCCGAGGAGAUGGAGGAACCAUCGGACAAGUUGUUCAAUGUCCUUACCUCCUCGAGGCCGGGCCGCGUGGCCUUCCUGCUCCAUCAGGGGGUGGCUAAUAUCACUACUGGCCUCUGGCAAACCCCGGCAUCCCUGGGUCCUAUCUCCAAAAAGGCCGAACGGAAGUACUUUGUGCCCACAAAGGGGCUCGAGUACUUCUACUCCCACCCAACUCCGAACUCUCUAGUGGUGGAGUCCGUGAACUACCGGGAGAGACACCGCCAACCCGCUCCCACCCCCAAGGACAAAGACGCUUGCAGGCUGGAUUCCUUUGGAAGAAAGGUUUAUUCGUCUGCGAGCUUUCAGCUCAGAGUGGCCAACCAUCAGGCACUCUUGAGCAGAUAUGACUUUAACCUUUGGGGACCCCUGCCCAAAUUUGAGCCUUCUGUUCACGAGCAGGCUAGGAAGGAGUUCCGGGCUCUAGUUGAGGAAGGUGCUGCGGCGACUAAAGCAGCGCUCCAGGUGGCCUCCGAUGCGGCGGACAUGGCCGCUCGUUCGAUGGCCGCAGCGAUCUCCAUGAGAAGGGCAUCCUGGCUUUCGCUCUCUGGACUAUCGGCUGAGUCCCAGUCGAUCAUGCAGGACCUGCCAUUCGACGAUCGGGCCCUGUUUGCAGAUCAAACAGACACGCGUCUGCACGGGAUGAAAGACUCUCAUACCACCCUGCAGACGCUAGGCCUGUACGUCCCGCCGGCCAAGGACAAGCCCAGGCCUCACACCUCCGCUCCACAGGCUCGGGGCAGAUAUGAGCCCCCGCGUAAGAAGCAGCGGGAGCAGAGGCUCCGGUCACAAUGUCAAUCCCAUUCGGCCCCUCAUCCGGGGCCCUCUAAGGCCAGGAGGCCAGGGAAGCAGUGUUUUUGACUGCUUGCGGGGGGUUACUGGGCCUGUUGCCAGGUUAACGCCCCCUCCCCCCCAGUUAAUAAAGUUCAGGUUUGCCAAUCGCU